AUGAGGCUUCACCGCAUUCUUCGAAGUCUUCCCUUUGAGCCGAUGGCUUUAUCCACUUUUGAAACCAUAGAACGCGCAGCGGCAUCUUCGAGCGCCAUGGCGCCACCACAGGGAUGUGCCUCACAUGGCCCACCCUACUUUAUCUCGCCGAAGCACGAUGGGGUGCGCAUUGUAUCGUAUGUGAGUGAGCGUGCCGAAUCAUUGAGGUCAACAUGUUUCUCUAGGUUUGGGCGGCCUGUUCAUGGCAUGUUCUGGAUUGAAGAAGAACUGCGGUUGCUUCGAUGGUUGUGUGGCGACCCACGGCUUGCGUUGGAUGGUGAGUUGUACAUUCACAAGCAGUCUAAUGGAAGAUCAAAGGGCGAAAGUGGUGCCAAAACAGGCUUCUUGGCAGUUGCAGCGUUGGUGCAUCGCCUGCGUGGGCCCAAAUCCGCUUGUUCAACAGAAGAGGAGGUACUCAACUACGUUGACUCACUCCCCCGUUUCUGUAUCUUUGAUAUCGUCUCCUAUCAACCGUCAGAGAGUCUGAGUGUGGCAGGUGAAAACAGCGGUCGAGGUCUCUCGCAGAUUGAGAAGGAGCGGGUGCUUCUGCUCCGUGAAGUGAUGAAAGCGAAUGAGGUUUGUAAUUUGGAGAUGCUUCGGGUUAUUCCCAAUUACUCGGUCUUUUCGCAGCGCCUUAAGGCGAUGAACUUCUUAAUGUGCCUUCUGCAGCGGGUGCGUGCUUCCCCUAUUCUGUUUCCGGGAAAAUUUGCCCAGCAGUCGCAUGAAAGAGGUGAACAAAAGCGGUCGGAGUCCCUUGUGGGUGCAACUGGCGUCGGCGGCGAGUAUGUGCAGCUCAUCCAGUACUCGAUGCUCCGUUCUCUUCAAGAUGCCAAGCGUGUGUACCUCAAGAACUACGUAUCUAACGGGUACGAGGGUGCCGUCGUUCGAAGUGCGGCUAACGUAUACGAGGUUCGGGAAAAGGAAAAGGGCAUAUUGCUCGGGCUCCUCGAUCCUCUUCUUGACAGCGAUAAGCGGCUCGACAUCACCGCCACAGCGUCUCGUGGUUUGAAACGCGGCUUACAGCGCACGGCGGCCCCGUCGCCGCCUCCGCUUCUGCUGCUGCACACAUACGCCAAUGACGAGCCUGUCAUCCCUGCAAUUGGUGGCGGUGUGGCGGACGCGGCCGAGAUACGGCAGUGCGAAGCGGAGGAAUCAAACCACCAAGAGGUAGUGAGAGUUGCGGUGAGGCGGACUAAGCAGAACCCCCGACGCAGCACCACGGUGGUGAAGCUUCUCCCCUUCUGUGACAAGGAAUACGCUAUCUUGAAACCGCUGCUGAAGGUGCCGUCGACAAAUCCGCGUGCUCGGAAACUUAUUAGCAUUCCCCUCUCUUCGUUUAAGGGGGGCCACAGUGUUGUGUCGACGCCGCGAACACGUCACGGAAGGGACGCAUCGAAGGAGAAUGACAAGAGUAAGGUGGUUGUGUUCUACGGGCUACAGUGUCUCAGUGAGACGGGCCGUGUGUUUAAUGUCCCGUUGCCUAAAAUGGACGUGGCAAAGCAACGUCUUCUGCUGGACCAUCUCCUCGAUGUCACAGGAGCCUCAAAUAAAAAAGGAAAAUCGGGCCCCAGACGGGUCUGUCGACGCUCACUAACAGGAUUGUAUGCAACAGUGAAGUACGCGACGCUUACAGAGUAUGGUAUACCCCGUUUUGGCCAAGUGAAAGCCAUACGUGGUGGUAAAGGUUGGUUUAUGUGA
Messenger RNA from Trypanosoma grayi, 1737 nucleotides. RefSeq names its product putative DNA ligase. The transcript has a single exon. The record is from RefSeq and is a predicted model, not a curated record. Lineage: Eukaryota; Euglenozoa; Kinetoplastea; Trypanosomatida; Trypanosomatidae. Bases 1 to 1737 code for a protein of 578 amino acids.